Molecule: messenger RNA, 4440 nt
Organism: Danaus plexippus (monarch butterfly)
Lineage: Eukaryota; Metazoa; Arthropoda; Insecta; Lepidoptera; Nymphalidae
Product: WD repeat-containing protein 47
Exons: 10
Coding region: 169-2817 (882 amino acids)
Molecular function (GO): protein binding
Source: RefSeq, a predicted model, not a curated record
GUAGCUCUCUCCGACUUUGAAAUGUGGAAUAAAUUUAGUAAUUUCUUUUGCAAUGUCCCGUUAAAAAUAUUGUUGUAAAUGUUAGGAUUUUUUGUUGUUAUUGUGCCCUGUUUGCAGAUGUGAAUAGAUAAAUUAUUUCAGCCGAAAAGGUUCAAAAGUUGGAAAAGAAUGCCAUCGACACACCUUAGCCUCCGCGAAGACGACGUAGUGCGUCUAGCAUUGGAGUUCCUAAACUUGCGCGACUUGCAUAUCACCCAGCUGUCACUAGAGCGAGAAACCGGUGUCAUCAACGGCAAUUACGCUGACGACGUACUGUUUCUGCGGCAACUGAUUCUAGAUGGACAGUGGGAUGAUGUACUCGAGUUCAUACAACCACUCAGCGCUCUGAAAGCAUUUGAAGCUGAUAAAUUCAAUUACGCAAUUCUUAGACAUAAAUAUAUAGAACUUCUUUGCAUUAGAUCCGAGAUAAAGGCUUACAACAAUGUUGAAAACAUCGUUGAUGAAGUCGUCAAAGUUCUUAGCGACUUAGAAAAAUUAGCUCCUUCUAAAGAAGAAUAUUCUAAUUUGUGUCUUCUGCUUACACUUCCUAGUAUAACCGACCAUACUCAAUUUAAAAAAUGGAACCCGAGUAAUGCGAGGGUCCAAUGUUUCAGAGAAGUAUAUCCUCUGGUAGAACAAUUUUUGCCUUGCGAUAAAAAAUCCUUUUCAAGUGGAACAGCGCCAAAAAGUGCGAAAAACGAUCGACUCAUGCAAUUACUUAUAAAGGGGAUUUUAUACGAAUCUUGCGUUAAUUACUGCCAGGCCAAAGCCACUGGAUCCAAAGAAGCACAGACAAAUGAAGUAAACUUUUCCCGCCUAUUAGAUGGUUCCGGAUUUGACGAGUCGGACUUGAGUUUGUUGUCGUGGCUUCAGUCAAUCCCGGCGGAGACUUUCAGUGUACCUUUCGAGCAACGAAUGUUAAAUGUUGACGUAGAAAAGUUAGAGCGACCGUCAUUGCAUACUUCUUGGACUGAACAUAUGCUUGUAACACCAAUUAAACCGCGCACCUUUCCGCACUUGGCCAUGCCAUUUAGAAGACCUCGGUCUGCAGCAGAUGCCAUGACAAGAUCUCUCCGACCUCUACCUGACGGAGCACCUCGGCAUCCCGCGGUCAUGGCUCUAUCUGCAAUCGACUACAGUCCCUCUUCCUCUUAUUUUGCUGGUUUCCAUCUAACUGGAAUUAAAGGCAACAAGCUAAUGAACACGUCAGUGGACAGAUUGUUCGAUAACAAAAACUGUGACAGUAUUUACAACGGGCUAAAUGAAUCCUUGAAACCCAUCGAGGAGCAAUUGAAACCCAUCGGUGAAUAUACUAAGACCAACGAGAGCAGUAGUAUAGGAGCUUCCAACGCUACUACACCAGAGCAUAGAGCACACGAUUACUCAGCAUCUACGUCCAUAUCAACGGCUGCAGUUUCAGAGCGACCUUCAACUGACGUCUUGCCCGGUCCAGACGGGGACUUCCGUAGGGAAUUACUCAAAGAAUAUCAGAUGCAGAAGACGCGUGAGUGCGAUGAUUACCUCCGUAAUCUAUGUUCUUCUGAAAUCAGGACACAGAAACCGCAGGAGCAAGUAGGUGACAGUGCAUCCGCUUUUCCCUCUGCUGUGAAGUAUCCAGCGCCUUCUAAUGUGGAACAAAGUCAACCAAUGCCAGACCAUUCUAAGUACUUAAGAAAAAAUGAGAUCAACGAGUCUAUUGAAGUGCCGGAAACGCCUAAUGCGCCAAGCAGGAACGGUAGUCAGAGUGCGCUUGGCACUCCAGCCGUUGCGGAAGUGAACGGCUCCCGGCCGACCUUCAAGCCAGUGACAGUGCUAGAAGAUCUACAGGCAGUGCGUUGUGCUGAAUUCCAUCCCGGCGGCAGAUUGUACGCUGUGGGCUCCAACACCAAGACGCUCAGGAUAUGCAGCUAUCCCAAGAUCGAUGAUGUCAAAGACAAUAGUUCACCGACAGCGCCAACUGUGCUGCUAAAACGCACUAAGCACCAUAAAGGUAGCAUCUAUUGUCUGGCCUGGAGCCCGGCCGGAGAUCUUCUAGCCACCGGUUCCAAUGACAAGACAGUUAAGCUCAUGAGAUUCAAUAGCCACACCUGCAACCUGGAGGGACAGGAGGUUGAGCUGACUAUGCAUGACGGAACGGUCCGUGACGUGUGCUUCAUAGAGGACACCUCAAACAAAACCAGCCUUCUCGUGAGUGGUGGCGCUGGGGACUGCAAGAUAUACGUAACAGAUUGCGCUACCGGGAAGACUUUCCAGGCGCUGAGCGGUCAUUCCGGGCACGUGCUGUCUCUAUACAGUUGGGGUGGAGCUUUGUUCGUGUCAGGGAGUCAGGAUAGGAGCGUCCGUUUCUGGGAUCUGAGAACAGCUGGUUGCGUCAACGUGAUCGCACCCCCGCCAGCCGGACAGCAUGCGAAGGGGUCAGCUGUCGCGUCUCUGGCAGUGGAUCCGAGUGGUCGUCUCCUAGUAUCUGGUCACGAAGAUGGCUGGUGUGGUCUACACGACGUGCGCGGCUCUCGUUCCUUGCAGCGGUUCUCGCCUCACGCGGGCGAUGUACGAUCAGUUCGUUUCUCACCCGGAGCUUACUAUUUACUGACAGCUGGAUACGACGGACGUGUAGUACUUACAGAUCUUCAAGGUGACCUCACGUGCGCACUUCCUAGCGUACCAGUGGCUCGUCACCCGGACAAAGUGAUCUCAGCUCGCUGGCAUCCCGAUGACUUCUCAUUCCUUUCAACGUCAGCUGAUAAGACAGCUGUUCUAUGGACCAUACCGCCACUAUAGAUCGUAUUACGUCGUAUAUCACCGUAUACCGCGGAUUUGAUUGCUUCGACUUGGUGUGACACCACACUCGGGUUCGAAUCUCGAAUAAAUGGUACCUACUAUUUGUCUCCCCUCCUAAUUUACGCUCCGCCGUGUCCGAUACGUGUCCCGGGGCGUAUAUCAUACCCUAUACGUUGUAUUCCUGUUUUAUCGUGCUAAAUAAUCCGCCUUUUAUAUUUAGCGAGGAAUUAAAUGUUUUUGUCUUGAAAGAUUUUAAACGAUGUUGGUUAGUAUCGGCUGUAUUGUAUAUUAUAUCAAUCAAGGUGAUCGCAGCCCUGAUGUUACGUGCUUUAUUAAUGUUGAGCUUUAUAAUCAUUGUUAUAAGUCACAAAAUACAUUGAUGUCAUAAAAUUUUAUAUUUAACACUCAUUUUCACCGUGAAUCCUAUUUAUUUUACAAGUUUUAAUCCAUUUAAUGUACUUACCGUUUUUCUAAUGAUAGAUUAAUGUCCGCGAAACACUAAGUGCUUUGUAUCAUUGUUAGUUCAUAGCUUUAAUGUAGCGAGUACUGUAAAUGUAGCCGAGUAACAAAAUUUCAGACAUUCGUAUGUUUUUCUGUGUAAUGUACGAGUUUGUGUACGUUUAGUGGUUUUUAUUAACACUCGAAUUAUAUUAUAGUAUACCUACAUUUAUAUUAAAGAAUAACCGUAUCCGAUGUAUCCGAUGUUUACUAAUAAUUUUAUAAAAUAGUUUAAUUAGAUAUCUUUUGUAGUACCAGGAUUUAUGUAAAACGUACGUUCUAAUGUAUUCCGUAAAUAUAAUACGAAGGCCGCGCAAUAGAAUGCGGCAACACACCCUCGUACCAAGUACCCGGUAUAUAAGCUAACAUAUCCAUUAAAUUUUAAACCAUACCCGUCUAUAUAAACCUGGUUGUAGAUCGUUGCGUACGGUACGUAAUAUAUAAGUCGAUGUCGUAGUUUUAUCACAACCGGUAAUUAAUUAAAAAUUCAAUUAUUGGAUGCAACAGCAACGUAAGUGUCACACGGCUCGGUUCUUAAGUGAAUCACAGCAGUGUGAUACGCUGUAGAUAAAUUAAUGCACUUUUAUAUGUUGUUAUAGAUGUGAAAAAUGUUUGUAACGUACAAGACAAUGAACGAAUGUAUCGUUAAGUUAAAAGUUUGACUGAAUUAUGUAAAUGCUUUAAUUGGACAUAAUAACAGCGCUCUCAAGGCUUCGGGUGUAUUUGCUUUGAAAAAAAAAAUUGUCAUUAUAUAUUUUAAUAUUUAUUAUUUCUUUAUAUAUAUAUAUUAAAAUCUGAAAGAUUACGACGCGGUCGCCGCGGUGGGUGACUGAGUAUCAAAUAACUCCUCAUUUUAAAUGGGAUAGCACAAAUAUGUAUUAGUUAAUUAAGUUCAUAAUAUCAGACUCUGCACAAAUAAAAUGACAUUGAACAAACAUAAUAUAUUAAAAAAAAUAAAAAAUAACGCGCCUUAAUAUGUUAUUAUGUUUGUGCAAAGUCCUCGUCUACGAGUCAACGGUAAAUGUUUUAUUUUCUAGGUGGAGUCGAAGCUAACUCUAGUUUUGGUUACAUUUAAAUCGAAUUUUCCUUAACAAUGUAUCGACCUAAUAUAAUCUUGUAUUGACA